AUGAUUUCGCUCAACAAAUGUUCAAACGUGUACAUUGGAUUGUUCCUUUGAUCUAUUACAUAUCUGGGAUGAAAUUUGUUUGCCAAUGAUUUUAGCUCAAAGAGUAAUCCGUAAGUUAAUUUUUGAAGGUUACAACGUUCGUAAUACAAUUCAUUGUGUAAAAAAUUUAUCAUCUUUGGGAAUGGGGAGUAAAAAGGCUUUGGUCGUUGUGGCAAAUGGGUCUGAAGAAAUUGAAUCUGUUACACCAAUCGAUGUUCUACGUCGGGCCGGGGUCCAGGUGACCGUGGCAGGAUUGGGUGAUUCUACUCCGAAGAUCUGUUCCAGGGACGUUAUUGUGGGGGUGGAAAUGUCACUGAUGGAUGCCAAUGGGUCUUGUCCCUAUGAUGCCAUUCUCCUACCUGGCGGUCUGAAAGGGGCGGAGGCAUUUGUGGAGUCAGAAGAACUUGGUGAAAUGCUUCGAGAACAGGAUAAAGCAGGACGUCUGGUGGCAUCAAUUUGUGCAGGGCCAACAGCAUUGAAAAAACAUGGCAUUGGUCUUGGAAAAUCAAUUACUUCAUAUCCGGGUGUUAAGGACAAGUUAUUAGAGGGAAAUUUGUACACGUACAAGGAGGACAGAGUCGUCGUUGAUGGCAAUGUCAUUACUAGUCGUGGUCCAGGAACUGCUUUGGAAUGGUCGUUGGCCAUUGUAGAAAAUCUCGUGGGAAAAGAAAAAGCAGAUCAGGUUGGCAAAGCUAUGUUACUUAAAGAUUGAAAUCAUAAUAAACACGUAAAAGUAUGAUUGGAAAAAGUUUA
Messenger RNA from Folsomia candida, 792 nucleotides. Its product is annotated as Parkinson disease protein 7 homolog. Lineage: Eukaryota; Metazoa; Arthropoda; Collembola; Entomobryomorpha; Isotomidae. The coding region runs from base 86 to 751 and encodes 221 amino acids. Gene Ontology annotation, molecular function: protein deglycase activity. The record is from RefSeq and is a predicted model, not a curated record. Gene Ontology annotation, cellular component: nucleus; cytosol. The transcript is spliced from 4 exons. Gene Ontology annotation, biological process: protein deglycation, glyoxal removal; guanine deglycation, glyoxal removal.